This is a messenger RNA of Talpa occidentalis (Iberian mole), 2279 nucleotides long. Its product is annotated as cytochrome b-c1 complex subunit 8. The transcript is spliced from 4 exons. Gene Ontology annotation, biological process: mitochondrial electron transport, ubiquinol to cytochrome c. NCBI's taxonomy places the organism in Eukaryota, Metazoa, Chordata, Mammalia, Eulipotyphla, Talpidae. The record is from RefSeq and is a predicted model, not a curated record. Bases 75 to 323 code for a protein of 82 amino acids.
ACCGGAAGUGGCGGACGGAGGCCGCUGGAUCCCGCUAUUGUGGAGGGCGAGGUGACCCUGGCGCCGCCGCCACCAUGGGCCGCGAGUUCGGGCAUCUGACGCGGAUGCGGCAUGUGAUCUCCUACAGCUUGUCGCCCUUCGAGCAGCGCGCCUUCCCGCACUACUUCAGCAAGGGCAUCCCCAACGUGCUGCGCCGCACUCAGGCCUGCAUCCUUCGCGUGGUCCCGCCUUUUAUAGGGUUUUACCUAGUCUACACAUGGGGGACUGAAGAGUUUGAGAAAUCCAAGAGGAAGAAUCCAGCUGCCUAUGAAAAUGACAAAUGAACAACUCACCUGGAAAAUGGUUCCGUGUCACUGAAAGGCCCUUCUCUGGGAGCAGAGUCUACACUGUAGUGUCUUGAAGACACAAUAAACUUCUCAUGGGUGACACUUGUGAUUUUGCCUUUUUGUGAGCAGAGUUCAUGGUGUUUGUAACUGCUCGUAUUCAAGUUCAUGAACUCCCUUCCCCAGAGUGAGUCAUGAAUACUUUUGGCUGUUCUGGGGUUUGAUGAAUGAAUGAGGGUUGCCCCUUGUUCUGUAAGAAAGUAGCUGUAGCUAUUCCUGCAUCUGCCAAGUUAAUGAGUGGCAUGGACUGUGGGGUAGAGUUGGCUCCUGACCUUCUACUCCCAUAGUAACAAAAUCUAGUAACUGUAUUUUAAUUUCUUUAUGUUAAGCAUUCCUCUUAGCUUUGCACAGAUGAGCUCUUUUAAACCUCACAGCUUCCUUUGAAGUAUCAUUAUACUCAUUUUGCAGAUGAGGGCAGAGACACAAAAACAGGAUGUCAUUUUCCAAAAUUACACAACUAGCAGAUGGACUCUGCCAUUCUCCCUAACAUCAGCCUUCCUUUGUCUGAGGGGAGCUCAGAUUUAAAAGGGCGGGGAAGAGGUGACCCUGUGGCCUUUAGAGUAUUGUCUCCCUGUACCAGGGACCAAAUAGUGGUUUUAAAGUAUGUAUUGCCCAUAAAGCUUAAAAUACCCUCUGAGCUCUUAAGGAGAGUAGUAACCCCUUUAAAUUACCUUUUUAGUAGAAAAAGUACCUUUUCCCUCUCACCAGGAGGUGGCAGGGAUAGGUGUUGGCAGGUUUAUUAUGCUUCAUUUAUAGAAACUUCUCAUAAGGCACAUUCUACUGGUCUUGAGCAACUUUAGUGUACUCAGGCUGUUAUCUUCUAAUGAUGGCUCUUAUCUUUUAGGAACCAAAAUUAAAAUACAUCCCCCCAAAACUGGUGAGAUAAAUUGCAUUGAUUGUGUGGGAGGAAAAGGAGAAACAGCUGAAUUUGACAAAGUUGAGGCCAUACCCUUGAACUGUUACUUCUGUGUGAUACAGGAACCUUUUACGCUGAUCAAUGUUUUGGAUGUGGGAUAUGUCAGCCCUAUGCCUGCUUUCAUGAGACUGCUGAAAGGAUAUGCUGUGUAGAAGGCCCCAGUCAACUUCUGGGAAGAAAGUCCAUAAUUCAAGGCUUGCAAUCUGAUUUAUUACCACCACACAAGCUCUCCUCGUGAUGUGGAAGCCCUGCUACCUCUUCAUUCACAGCUUUAAAACAAACAGUAAACCUGCACUCAUCCUACUCACCUGUGGUUCAAGUAAGUCCCACAUCAGUCCUGACUGUCCUUCCCGUGAGAGAGGGCAGUUAGGCCAGACUUUGAACUUUCCACAUUUGGGUUUCCAAGUCUUCUAUAUGAUCUGGAGCAGAUAACUAGAGCGAUAGUCCAUCUAUGUAAACAAGAGAUCUGAGCACGGUAGACCAUGCCUGCUGAAACAGCCUCCUAUGGAAGGGAGAUAAGGGCCUUAUCCAAUUGCCUGAACACAAUAAAUCAGUGUUUCUUCCCUGGACAAGGCUCAAAAGGGGUCAACACUAUUUCUGAAGACUUCAUGAUUAGUGUUCUGUUUUGAUUAGGGUCAUCUCUCUCAGCUAUAUUGGAAUCAAAAUAGGGCUAGGGGCCAGGUCUUCCUGAAUGGCUUCAUGACUUUCAAAGGGAAGGAGAAGGUAGUGGUGACUUUUGAUAAAAUGGGUAAGGGUCCAAGCCAACAACAUAAAUCACUCAAAGUCCAGGUGAGGGAUCAGUAGAUGCAAUGACUGAAAGGCAGGCCUUGAGCACAUUCCUCUGGUAGACAUUAACUUAUUAAAUUGACCCUGAUUGCAAAUAGAAACUUUGUACCCAUCUCACCUGGCAACCAUAAAAGAGGUGGAUUUCAGUCUAUAAAAGGAAACGGGAACAGCCCCCUGGCUUGCAGGAUCCAACA